Molecule: messenger RNA, 2574 nt
Organism: Planococcus citri (citrus mealybug)
Lineage: Eukaryota; Metazoa; Arthropoda; Insecta; Hemiptera; Pseudococcidae
Product: transmembrane protein 151B-like
Exons: 5
Coding region: 99-1577 (492 amino acids)
Source: RefSeq, a predicted model, not a curated record
CGCAACGUUAACGAUAAUUUUCCAAGCACGUGAACAUUUGACGGAUCAUUUUGGGCUCAGCAAUUGCUACAAAAAUAAGUAAAAUGGUAUAGCAAACAAUGAGUCAUCUAACUUCGGAAGAUUUUUCUGAAAUAACAUCGGAGGAUCAGUAUCCGGAAACGCUGAGUAUAUGCUCGAUAAGCCAAUGGAAACAGAACUGGAAAUGUGUUCUUCUAACGUGUUUAAUAUUCUCCUGCCUUUUAUCCGUCCUGUUAUGUCAUCGUCAGAUAUCGAAUCAGGUGGCAAUAAACCAAGAAAACAGUUCGAAUAAAAACAUGCGUUGGAUGUUGAUCUGCUGUUCGAUCAUAUUAUACUCGUUGUACUUGAUGGAAUGCAGUUAUGCAACCGAUAAAAUCCAACUCUGCACUCAGAACAUAACCAACAUCGAACAAAUUAAGGAGAAAAUAAACAAAAUGAAGAACUCGGAUCCGGUCAUCUGGUGGAAGGCUACUUGCUACCAUUAUGCUAGGCGAAAACGUCGAACGACGCAAUACAGACGAGGCACGUAUUUCGUUUCGACGAAAGUCUAUCAAGAGCGAGUAAACUCAUUUACAUCCAGUUCGAGCUUCAAUUUUUCAUGCUGCGGGGUAAAAGACAUAUCGAAUAAUUUGAUACUGGAUCAAUCGAGCGGACCAAUAAUAAAGUUUCGUUUUAGUAAAGGAUUCGCAUUUGCUAAUAUGGCCAGUGCGGUAGAGUUCGAAGAGCAGAGAUCGAUGUUUUUUAGAGAAUUACGAAGAUACGAUGAUUACAUGGAGAUCCACGAAGGGUUGGAUUUAACCGAUUGUCCAGUUUUCGAAGAGGAAAUCGUCGCGUUGAAUACGACCGGUGAACGACCCUGGUUCGCUAAUCCGUUUUAUUACUGGUUGUAUUCGUGUUUCUUGCUGUCGUGGCCGUAUCGAUUAGUUCUUUCUUAUAACACAGCACAUGUACAUUAUAAAAUCACCAAACUAUUCGGUACGAACUACACUAAUUUAUCAGAUUCGGCUCAACAUCUCGCCCUGCUGCAGCUGUACGGUUCUUACAGCGUAGACGAAAACGACGAAACUCCAGUCUGGUCCGAAAUAGCAACACUGGACGAAUCUACCAACGACGUGAACCGUAUAACAUCAGCAUUGGUUCCAAGCUACUCGGAAGCUUUACUCUUAGACGAUCACCAAGCCCUCAUACCGGAAACGCAAUCGGUACGCGAUGUUUCACUGGAUGACCUAACCAACAACAAAGAUACAAUUUGGUCACAAAGACGAAGAAGUCGUUACGCCUCAGCGGGUGUUUUACAAACACAGUUCAACGAAUCGACCGAUUCGGAUAUAGUACAGCCUUUCUUACCUGAAACCAGCGUUGAUAAUCCUCCGACUUAUGAAGAAGCACUCAUGUUUCCCAUUGUCGAACAUCCGGCUGUCGGCCAUCUUAGACAAUCAGAAGCAGAAAUGACCAAUUCACCGAGCAAUCAAACCAAUCUUCAGUCUCCCAGUCAUGCUCAAAAUGAAACAAGACUGCCAAAUUCUCGCACUUUUUUAUCUAUUGAAACGAGUUUAUGAAUCAGCCUUAUAUAAAUGUAAAAUAAUAUCGUGUUCGUGCUCGAGCUAAAGCUAUUAUAAAAAUGCUAGAGCCGAAGACGAUGGUUUUACCUGCGAUUUUUUUCUCUAGUAACGUAGUCUGUUCCAUACGUCGUCGUUCACACCAACGCUGCAAAUUAUUAAUCAAAACAAUAGCGAAUUAUUAAUCAAAAUGUUUUCCUUACCACGUUAACUCUUUUACCAUACUUAAUUACUAUUUAAUUCGAUAAAUUACCAUGAAUCAGAGACGCACAAAUUCAAACUAAAACGUUAAAAAUUCCUUUGAUUGAACGUAACGGUUAAAAUUUUCGGUUUACAAAAGAAAUCGCCAUAAAUGACGUCAGCAAAGUAAUACUGAAAUCUGAUUGGUCGAUUUGUUAUCAUCGUCCAAUCAGAAUUCGUUUACUAAUUUAACAACCCUAUCAAGUUUCAACACAACUAACCCUUUUCCAAAUUCUUCAUUCUUGUUUCUUACUCAGCUCUUUUGAAUUCUACGAUCAAAUUAAUUAAUUCCGUUGAUUUAUUUAAUGAAAACUAUACAAUUACCGAAUUACUCGAACGUUCAACUUCAACUCCAUUCAUUUUCACGUUAAAAAACAAUCAUAAUAUUAUCGGUCGUGUUGAAAAAACAAACGUCCGUUGGCAUUUUUUUUCCUAGCGAGUUUAUUUUUUAGAAAGGUACCUACAGCUCAAUUUAUAUACGUUUACUCAGUAUACAUAGUUUUUCGACGAGUUAAUUAAUCAGCGCAAUUAUUGAAAGAUUUUAACUUCUAGCAAAAUAAUUUAUGUAAAAAUUUCCUUUUUAGAAAAUUAUACGUAACGAAUUAUUAUUGUUUUUUUGUCAUUUUUUUACAUGCGUUUUGCAUGUAGCCUGUUCGAAAGGCGUGCAUUGUCUCGCGUGUUAUGUUGCUUGUUUUUAUUAUUGUUUUUCCUCUAAUUUUUUUCUUUUUUUAAAAAUAUAUUACAAACUUUUGAAACA